UUCAUCCCCAAAACGCGGAAAUCCACACAGAGAACCAGCUUGAUCAGAUUUCGGUCUCUCUGUUAGGACAAUAGCAAAACUCUUCCAGCAACCUUCUGCGAUCUCGUCUUAAUAUCCGAGAUGUCUUCGUUCAGUGGCGAUGAGACUGCGCCUUUCUUCGGCUUCCUCGGCGCGGCUGCAGCGCUCGUUUUCUCAUGCAUGGGAGCUGCUUAUGGGACAGCCAAGAGUGGGGUCGGUGUGGCAUCUAUGGGUGUGAUGAGGCCUGAGCUGGUCAUGAAGUCUAUUGUCCCAGUUGUUAUGGCUGGUGUUUUGGGUAUCUAUGGAUUGAUUAUUGCUGUUAUCAUCAGUACCGGGAUCAACCCCAAGGCUAAGUCGUACUAUCUCUUUGAUGGGUAUGCCCAUCUUUCUUCUGGUCUCGCAUGUGGACUUGCUGGGCUUUCAGCUGGAAUGGCCAUUGGAAUCGUGGGUGAUGCUGGUGUCAGGGCCAAUGCUCAACAGCCAAAGCUUUUUGUCGGGAUGAUUCUUAUCCUCAUUUUCGCUGAAGCACUGGCACUGUACGGUCUCAUCGUCGGCAUCAUCUUGUCUUCCCGAGCCGGUCAGUCCAGAGCAGACUGAGAGGAUGGCCGGUUUUGAACCUCAAGGAUUCUUUCAGCACUUGCCAUCAAGCCAGACCGUCGUCUAUUAAGAUGGUGGAUUUGCUUCCGACAUGUUUCUUAAGAGCGUGUUGGCUCGAUCCAAAAAACAAAACACUCAUCAGUUGUCGUUUUCACCAGUUCUGUUAUGUUUGAUUGUUUGUAAUAUGUUCGCGAAGGAGAUUAUUGUCUGCUCAAUAAGGACGUCAUGAGUGAGAGACCCCAUAUUUAAAUUAUAUUAUUUUUCUCGUUGAAUAAAACUCGGAAAUAUUCUCUUCCUA
This is a messenger RNA of Tarenaya hassleriana, 913 nucleotides long. Its product is annotated as V-type proton ATPase 16 kDa proteolipid subunit. Gene Ontology annotation, biological process: proton transmembrane transport. Gene Ontology annotation, cellular component: proton-transporting V-type ATPase, V0 domain. The record is from RefSeq and is a predicted model, not a curated record. NCBI's taxonomy places the organism in Eukaryota, Viridiplantae, Streptophyta, Magnoliopsida, Brassicales, Cleomaceae. Gene Ontology annotation, molecular function: proton-transporting ATPase activity, rotational mechanism. Bases 121 to 615 code for a protein of 164 amino acids. The transcript is spliced from 3 exons.